UUACCCAAAUUAUUCGGAUCUAAUGCCGAAAAGCCCAAUACCCAUUUCUACGCUAUGCCCAUGUGACAAAACCACCAGCCCACUUCUCUGGCGUGAUCCCAUUUCUGCAAGGUCUCUGACUCUCUCUACCAAAUUCUCAACUUGGGAUCCCCCAAGGUUUUGGACUCUUGUAUACAUGGUUUCUGGAUUCAUGGUUCAAACAUAAAUUGAACUGUAUCAAGAAAGUGGAACAAAUAUGGGGCAUCUAAAUCCACAGUUUGGAACCAAUUCAUUUAACGGUGAAAGGAAGGAGUCUCCUGCUAAGCCUUCCAGGGGCGCUUUAGCAUGUAUAAUUAAUUCUGAAAUAGGUGCUGUUUUGGCUGUGAUGAGGAGAAAUGUACGGUGGGGAGUUCGCUAUGUGGCAGAUGAUGAUAACCUAGAGCACCCUCUCAUCCAUUCAUUGAAAGAAUUACGAAAGCAAAUAUUUUCUUGGCAACAUCUGUGGAAUAAUAUCGAUCCAUUCCUGUACCUCCAGCCGUUUUUGGAUGUCAUACGAUCUGAUGAAACUGGUGCACCAAUCACUGGAGUUGCAUUGUCAUCUGUUUACAAGAUAUUAAGCCUUGAAAUACUUGGUCUUGAUACUGUGAAUGUCGGAGAAGCUAUGCAUUUGAUAGUUGAUGCUGUGACAAGUUGCCGGUUCGAGGUCACUGAUCCUGCCUCUGAAGAAGUGGUGCUGAUGAAGAUACUUCAGGUUCUUCUAGCUUGCAUGAAGAGUACAGCAUCAGUUUGGUUGAGUAACCAGCAUGUGUGCAAUAUCAUAAAUACAUGCUUUCGAGUAGUUCAUCAGGCUAGUUCCAAAGGUGAAUUGUUGCAGCGGAUAGCACGCCAUACUAUGCAUGAAUUGGUUAGAUGUAUUUUUUCUCACUUGCCUGAUAUAGAAAAAACAGAACAUGCAUUGGCUAAUGGAAGCAGGUCGUGUGUCCAUGAAGAGGUGGGUUCACCAGGGAAGGGUCAUACAUCUGAAAGUGAACAGCUAGAAAAUGGCAAUGGUGGAAUUGAAUAUGGUGGUCAAUCAACUGCAUAUGCUUCUACAGCUCCCAUGAGUACAUCAGCCAGUGGGAUGAGCGAUGGUGGGACAAAUGAGAACAUAACUGAGUGUAGUAAUAGAAUGGAGCCUACUAAAAAUGAUGAGAAACAUAUGAUGGAUCCAUUUGGGAUCCCAUGCAUGUUGGAGAUAUUUCAUUUCUUGUGUUCCUUGUUGAAUGUCAUUGAGCACAUUGAAUUUGGUCCUAAAUCAAAUCCUAUAGCUUAUGAUGAAGAUGUGCCCUUAUUUGCAUUGGGAUUGAUUAACUCAGCUAUUGAGUUGGGAGGGCCCUAUAUAAGUAAACACCCCCAGUUACUGGCUGUUGUUCAAGAUGAAUUGUUUCAUAACCUUAUGCAAUUUGGUUUGUCGAGGAGUCCAUUGAUUCUCUCAACAGUAUGUAGCAUUGUUCUUAAUCUCUAUCAUCAUUUGCGAACUGAGCUCAAAGUGCAGCUCGAAGCUUUCUUGUCGUGUGUGCUUUUGAGGCUUGCACAAAGCAAGCAUGGUUCUUCGUACCAACAGCAGGAGGUUGCUAUGGAGGCUCUGGUUGAUCUCUGCAGACAGCAGACAUUUAUGGCUGAGAUGUAUGCAAACUUUGAUUGUGACAUAACCUGCAGUAAUGUGUUCGAAGAUCUUGCUAACCUGUUAUCAAAAAGCGCAUUUCCUGUGAAUGGACCAUUAUCUGCAAUGCACAUUCUUGCCCUCGAUGGUUUGAUAUGCAUGGUUCACGGUAUGGCUGAGAGACUAGGCAAUGAACCGCCUUCUUUAAAGGCUUCAUUUGAUGAUGAGGGUUAUGAAGCAUUCUGGACAAUGACAUGCGAGAACUAUAGCGACCCUAAUUUUUGGGUUCCAUAUGUCCGUAAGUUGAAGUACUUAAAGAGAAAUUUGAUGGUUGGAGCUGACUACUUCAACAGGGAUCCUAAGAAAGGUCUAGAGUUUCUUCAAGGAAUGCAUUUGUUGCCUGACAAACUUGACCCUAAAAGUGUGGCAUGCUUUUUAAGAUACACCACUGGGCUAGAUAAGAAUGUUGUUGGGGAUUUUCUGGGGAAUCAUGAUGAAUUUUGUGUUCAGGUGCUUCAAGAGUUUGCUUGGACAUUUGAUUUCCAAGACAUGAAUUUAGAUACUGCAUUGCGUCUUUUCUUAGGAACUUUUAGAUUGCCUGGUGAAUCACAAAAAAUACAGAGGGUGCUUGAGGCAUUUGCAGAAAGAUAUUAUGAGCAGUCACCACAUAUAUUAAUCAACAAAGAUGCUGCUCUCGUGUUGUCAUAUUCACUUAUAAUGCUUAACACAGAUCAGCACAAUGCACAGGUAAAGAAAAAGAUGACUGAAGAAGACUUUAUCCGUAACAAUAGGAGAAUCAAUGGAGGGAAAGAUCUUCCUCGUGAGUUCCUGUCAGAGCUUUACCACUCAAUCUCUGAGAAUGAAAUCCAGAUGAUCCCAGACCAAAGUGCUGGGUUUCCAGUGAUGGCAUCGAGUUGUUGGAUUAAUGUGAUGCACAAAUCCAAAAAAACCUCUCCUUUCAUUGUCUGUGAUUCGAGAGAGCCCCUCACCUAUGAUAUGUUUGCCAUCCUGUCAGGUCCGACAAUUGCUGCCAUGUCAGUUAUUUUUGAUCAGGUGGAGCGGGAAGAUGUUUUACAAACAUGCAUUGAUGGAUUCUUGUCUGUAGCCAAAAUAGCAGCAUGCUAUCACCUUGAUGAUGUGUUGGAUGAUUUGGUUGUCUCUCUCUGUAAAUUUACAACCCUCUUGACUCCAUUAUCCAUUGAGGAAGCUAUAGUUUCUUUUGGAGAUAACUCUAAGGCCAGGAUGGCAACCACAGCAGUUUUCACUAUAGCAAAUAGGUAUGGUGAUUAUAUUCAUUCUGGCUGGAAGAACAUACUGGACUGUGUGUUAAGCUUGUACAAUCUUGGCCUUCUACCAGCUAAUCUGGCUAGUGAUGCAGAGUAUGAGACGGACGCCCCUUCUGAUCCAGAUCGGGCGAAACCUGCUACUACUUUGUCAGCAUCACACAUGCCGUCUUUGGCCCCUUCUCGUAAAUCAUCUGGUCUGAUGGGCAGGUUCAGCCAGCUCUUAUCUUUUGAUAUGGAGGAGCCAAGGUCACAACCAACAGAAGAACAGCUUGCAGCUCAGCAGCACACUCGUGAAACAAUACAGAAGUGCCACAUCGAUAGCAUUUUUACAGAGAGUAAGUUUCUCCAAGCUGAGUCUUUAUUACAGCUCGUGAAGGCCCUUAUCUUGGCUGCAGGCCGACUCCGUAAGGUAACUGGAUCCAUUGAAGAUGAAGACACUGCUGUAUUCAGCCUGGAGUUGCUGAUCACAAUUACAUUGAACAACCGAGACAGGAUAAUGCUUAUUUGGCAAGGUGUUUAUGAGCACAUAUCUGAUAUUGUUCAGUCAACUAUUCUGCCUUGCACUCUGGUGGAAAAGGCUGUAUUUGGGCUCCUUAAGAUAUGCCAGAGACUGCUUCCCUAUAAGGAAAACCUGACCGAUGAACUCCUCAGGUCACUACAACUGGUUUUAAAACUUGACGCUCGGGUUGCUGAUGCUUAUUGUGAACACAUCACACAAGAAGUUCUGCGCCUUGUAAAAUCAAAUGCAACUCAUAUCAGAUCCCAUUUGGGUUGGCGGACAAUUAUUUCUUUACUAUCCAUCACAGCUCGGCAUCCUGAGGCAUCUGAAGUAGGGUUUGAGGCACUAGCAUUUAUUAUGUCUGAUGGGGCACACCUGUUGCCAUCUAAUUAUGCUCUUUGUGUGGAUGCUGCAAGGCAAUUUGCUGAGUCUCGGGUUGGUGAGAUUGAUCGAUCAGUUUCUGCCUUAGAUCUGAUGGCAGGUUCAGUCGUUUGUCUGGUAACCUGGUCUUCUGAGAGUAAAAAUUCUGUGGAUGAGGAGGCUUCAAUGAAAGUCAAUCAAGAUAUUGGGGAGAUGUGGCUGAGGCUGGUCCAGGGUUUGAGGAAAGUGUGUUUGGACCAGAGAGAAGAAGUGAGGAACCAUGCCAUUUUAAUGUUGCAGAGGUCUUUGACAGGAGUAGAUGGGAUUCACCUUCCGAAUACCUUGUGGUUGCAGUGUUUUGACUUGGUGAUCUUCGUGUUGCUUGAUGAUUUACUGGAAAUUGUGCUUGGGCAAUCUCCAAAGGACUACCGGAAUAUGGAGGGGACACUUGGCCUAGCUGUGAAACUCAUGUCAAAAGUGUUCCUGCAUUUACUGUUGGAUCUUUGGCGGUUACCUUCCUUCUGCAAACUAUGGCUAGGGGUUCUUAAUCGAAUGGAGAAAUAUAUGAACAUGAAACUCAGGGGUAGACGUAGUGAGAAGAUUCAUGAAUUGAUUCCUGAGCUCCUCAAGAACACUCUACUUGUGAUGAAGACGACAGGAUUACUCACACCCAGUGAUGCUAUUGGUGGGGAUAGUUUUUGGCAAUUAACAUGGUUGCAUGUGAAGAAUAUAUCUCCUUCUUUGCAAUUGGAAGUGUUUCCUGCACAUGAAUUGGAGCAGCUGCAGACAAAGCAAGUAAAAGCAGCUGGAAUUCCUGCGCCUGAUGGGACUGUGCUUGUUCAGUCAAGUGAGACCACAGCAUGAAAGGAAUUUUAAAUUGGAGGAUUGCCGAUUAUACUGUGUUUUGGUAAAUUUUAGAUGGCCUGAAAAAUAUGCCUUAUUGGUUUGCCCAAAUACAGGUAUACCAGCUAUAACACAAAGGCUGUCAGUCAUCGAUCGAUGUUGAUAUUACAGUUGACAGCCUUCAGGGUUCACAAGAUCAAGAGUUUCUGGAGGAGAUGCACAAAUAAAUAAGAAACCCGACUUUGGAACCUGGUUUGACGCUUGAUCGUUCAAACAUCUUGCUUUGGCUAGGCUGUUACUUUACUUUUCCACUUGAUGAAUUAUUGUGCAGAAUGGCUCUGUUUGGGAGAGAGCGUGUAUAGUGCUCAUUUGCUAUAUACGAAGGGGUCUCUAAGUGGAUCUCUCACUUGAAUUU
Messenger RNA from Juglans regia (Persian walnut), 5024 nucleotides. Its product is annotated as ARF guanine-nucleotide exchange factor GNOM-like. Gene Ontology annotation, molecular function: guanyl-nucleotide exchange factor activity. Gene Ontology annotation, biological process: regulation of ARF protein signal transduction. The transcript has 3 exons. The record is from RefSeq and is a predicted model, not a curated record. Lineage: Eukaryota; Viridiplantae; Streptophyta; Magnoliopsida; Fagales; Juglandaceae. The coding region runs from base 236 to 4630 and encodes 1464 amino acids.